GUACGUAUCUUACCGCAGACGGCGUUGCAUGUGGAAACUUUGCAUGAGUGCCGUGAACGCACAUUAAUUUUUUUCUAACUUAUUCGGAAUGUACUGCUGUGCAAUGUCAUUUUUGAUUUGUGCAGAUGAAAGUGUGCAGAUACAAGACAACUAUUUCUUUUCACGUUUCAACUAAAUUUACGGGGGAGCUGUGAUGGGACCGCCGUGUCGUGAUGGGUCGUGUCGGCGUUGGAGGUGCAUAAUCAGCUGAGGUGGUGCUGUCAGUGACUGAACGAUUGGGAAUGUUAUCCGUACCGUCUUUAGAGCGAACAUUUGAAGCUCAAUGUGGUGUGAAUGCAUUGACGAUUCACCACUAAGCAGUGCAAUGUUGCUCAUGCUCAACAAAUUGCCGCCCACCACGGUACUUACCACGACGUAAGCCGAGGCGACAUAGCAUUGAACCAUGGAUGAUAUCAAGUUCAAGGAAGGCUUUCUGUGUCCUAUAUGUGUCAAGGACCUAAGAACGAUUGCAGAACUGACUGCUCACUUUGACACUGCUCACUCUGCGGAGGAUACAGAUGUGCUUCAAUCUUUGAAGGGAUUUAUCGGACGGGCAAAGCGCAAGCUGUUGAAAGAGAAAGAUGGUGCAAAAGGAGACGACGACGAACUCGGGGCAACGUCGGAGCGGCUCGCACGUCUCAACUGGGAACCGCAAGGACUCGGCGUCACGCAAACACACACCGAGCACUUCCGCGAAAUUCGAUCGCAUCGUGUCGACCUCUAUGUUAGUCAAACAAAUAAGCUGCUCCUCAGGCUGAAAAAGUUGAUCACGAAUGCUCCUAGCGAUCCGGAAAAAAGGAAAGAACACGAAAAAUCUCUCGUCCCGUGGGUUGAAGAUGGCGAUGUAAGAUUGUGUCCGGGUUGCGCCAAAUCUUUCAACUUGUCCAGGCGGCGUCAUCACUGCAGGCUCUGCGGCGGAAUCAUGUGCCAACUUUGUUCUCAGUUCAUGGAGUUUGCUCUUGCAAGAAAGCUUAUUAACCUCACGGGCGGUAGUCCCAUGCUAGUCCCGCAAGAGAAAACCCGCAGUCCCUUGGCAAGGCGCGGCAGCAUUAGCAGCCUCGCUUCGGUGAUGAGCCCUGCAGGUGACCCUCACCUGCGGCUCUGCAGGGAUUGUCUAGCCCUCCUCAACCGCAGGGAUCGGCAGAUUGAGCAGAAAAUGUCGCACCCCAUUGUAGUGGAAAUGUAUAAGACAAUGAAAGGCUUCAUGGACGAAGCAGAAGGCCUGAUCCCAGAGUACUGCAGGAUGGUAGAUUCUUUGCAGGAAGGUCAGUCAGAUUACACACUGGAGGAAGUGCAGAGCUUGCGGGUGAAGCUCACAAAGAUUGCUGAAAAUGUGGACCUCAUCAGCCGCAAGAUCGGCAUACUGGGCACCCAGGACGGAGGAGCAGAUGGCAGCGGUCCGUCUCCGAGGGCGUUGCAACUUCAAGGAUGCGUGAGGUUGGCCGCAAGCCACUUCCUGCGACAGAACAUGCUCGGCCUCCCUGCGCCUCCGUCCAAGGAAGAGCUGGUCAGACUGCAGGGGGCACGCAGGGAACAGUUGCAGCAGCGUAUUCAGCGUGAGAAAGCUGCUGCCGUGGAGGCACAGCAGCGGCAGUCCAACCAUGCUCCGCCGAGCAUCCAGAAAUUGCCGCUAAAGCCGACCCACACGGCGGACCGCAGUACGAGUCCCUCCACCUCGACGCCUGUCACAGACAGCGGAUGGAGUCCCGCCAAUGUGGUGUCAGCUCGACAGGGCUCCACUGCAUCGGCAGCGGAAGACCCCAUGGUGCAGCAGAUGAACAUCAUCCGUGGCUACAUUCAACAGGCGAGAGCGGCGCGGCGCAUGGAUGAGGUGGCCAUGCUGGAAGCGAACCUCAAAGAACUGAAGCAGGAGUACCUGCGCAUGACCAUGAAAGAGACGUAGUAGCUAGACGUAGAGAGGAAAUUAUUAUGUGAAUAAGAUUGAACAUAUACGGGGCCCUGUGUUUUCAGUUGUUACGUUUUUUGAAAAUCAGGGGGGUAAAAAUUGGAUUUUAGUUCGGAACCCGUAAAAAGGUAGAAUAGGGCGAUAUUGGGUGGAAAAGCAGAUUUUCGGGUGGGAAAUUAAAAACGAAGUGCUUCUCGCAUUUGAGAUUAACAUGAGGUGCGGAGCAGUUGUGCUGAGUGUCCAGUGCUUAGCAUUCUUCAGUGCCCAUAUUGCUGGCUGAAUAUGUACUUUGCCAAGUUAAUUAAGAUGAUGACGCAAGUUGAAGGUAACAACGGGUUUUUCAGGGUUUUGCUCAAAAACACAGGGCCCUAAACAUAUACUGGUUGUAGAUACGGCUGCCAGGCGGUCUGUGCUUUCUGUUCCUUCAGUUAGUUAUCUCAUGCGUUGGACACAUUAUACAAAUCUGAACUUUAGUAAGUCUCGUGUUCAUGAAACAACAAGUUGAAGAAGUUGAAAGAUGAGAAAGUAGUACGUAUAGCAUCGGGGAAGGUAAAUAUAAUUCAUCACGUAAAAUUCCAAACCUGUGCACCUUACACUGUAAGCAAGCAGGAAUGUGGUACAAGAAUCUUGGAGCAACACUCAGUGUUAUGCUAAAAGUGUCGCAGACAGAAUACUUGCAGCUUAAAUAGUGUACAGACCAGCUAGGAGAGAGUGUAUGUAUGUGAGAGUGUGUGUGUUAGUCAGAUUUUCACAUUAAAUGUUAAACUUGGACAUUUAAACGACGACUGAAGCAUAAGUGCUCUCUGUGAGGAGUACCUGUGGACCUGCACAUGUGCCGAGGCCCAUUUUGUGUACGUGCGGAGUGAAAGCGGGAUAAUGACUGCCCCACGUACUGAGACGUAGGUUUAAAUUGAUUAUAAACAGAUUAUUGCAGUUUGCAUUGUUUUUUCUUUUAUCAGGUUAGAGAUGUGACCUGCAAGUUCGCGUAACGUAGACGAUAUGCCGCAGAGCUUAAUGGUCCGCAAUGCUGAAUAGCUCGACGUAUCCCGUAAUUUGCUGUGUGGAGUUAUCACAGAAUUUGUUUGUCCACCAAAGCGUAACUUUAGGGAAAUGCUGAGUAUAAUUCCCACGUGCUUUGCCUGUGUUGGCCAUCAAAUUUUUAUUCUUGUGCAUUGUGUCGCUGAAUGAUGUUUUCUGAGGAAAAAAAGUGGUGCUCUUGUAUGUACAGGUCAAGAGGAGCCCAUAUAUUUAUAUAUUUUGUGUUUGGCAUUUUGAACAAAAUAUGUGUUACCCUUGCAAGAAAUUGCCUGUCGCUUAACAGCCUCUUGUAAAUGAAACAGCCCUGCCGUAAAAGUGUGUUGCGAUGUCUUAAUGUUAAGCCUGCUUUAUUAAUGCACAUAACGGCAUCAAUUCUGCUCCCAUUGUACUGUGUCGCUUGUGCAAGGUACAACCAAAAGAGUAAUGAAAAGAAAGUAUUUUGUACAAGG
Molecule: messenger RNA, 3432 nt
Organism: Ornithodoros turicata
Lineage: Eukaryota; Metazoa; Arthropoda; Arachnida; Ixodida; Argasidae
Gene: Rbsn-5
Product: rabenosyn-5-like
Exons: 10
Coding region: 443-1942 (499 amino acids)
Molecular function (GO): metal ion binding
Source: RefSeq, a predicted model, not a curated record